UAUAUCUUCCGUGUACAAGAGUUUGUUUACAAAAUGGAAGAUUUUCGAGUCUGGAAUCUGGAUUACUUCCCCGAGAAUAUUUUAAUUGAUAUUUUAUCGUAUUUAGGUGUGCGAGAGCUGGUCAGAGCGGGAAGGGUGUGUGAAAGAUGGAAACGUCUUGUGAAAGACCAGAGAUUGUGGAGACUUGUUGAUCUCACUGCCUGGAAAGGGGUGACAUCCCGCAUCCUCUGGGUUCUACUACGCCAGUACCUCGGCUGUGGGCUACGGUGCCUGCGGUUGCGUGGCUUGCUGCUUUCGGCAAGGGGAGGCGUCUUUUUAUCCAAGUCCUGGCUCAGAGCUUUGACGCUCAAGUGCCCACGCCUGCGCAAACUCUACCUGCUGCACACAGACCUCAGAGGCUUGCCCAGCUGCCAUCUCCUCCCACCAACGUUGCAGGUGCUGGAGCUGCGUGGCUGCGAGCUGCCCCCAAGCUUCUUCAACCUGACCCCUGGUAGUGAGUCACCGGGUCAUGGCGGCGCACCCUCCAAUGUCGGCGCCCAGCAACCAGAACCGAGCGCGGCAGGAAAACGAACGGGCUCCUCGUCGGGGGUCAGCAUUGAGCGACUGGUCCUCAACAACGUGCCGUCCUUCACCGACCAGCACCUCCAGAGCCUGACCUCCUGGGAGAGGCUGAGUCGCCUGGAGUUGCGCGACACUUUCCGCGUGACGGCCAACGGUCUGCGGAGCUGUGCGGCCAAACACUCUGGAUCGGGCCUGGAGGGGCUGUCCAAGCUCAAGUUUUUAGAGAUAGGCAUCACCGGGAGGCAGGGCUAUCAGCUCCAAAUGGCCUCACUGGGUCUGGGGUCUGGCUGGCUGGGGCUGGAGGAGCUGAGCCUGGGGGGGAAGGAGGUGGGGCCGGGUCUGCUGUGCGCCAGCCGUCUCAAAGACCUCCACAGCCUGUGCUUGUGGGCGUGCACUCUCAGCGAGAUGCAGGUCCUGAGGAGCUGCAGGAUGAUCCGUCAGCUGCGCAAGUUAGAGUUCCUGGAGGUUUUCUUCCAACCGAAGCAGGCCCCGCCGCGGGUGGACGGGGAGGGCAGUGACCAGGAGGAGGAGGAGAGGGACAGUGGGGAGGCGGCAGGCGCGAACGAGGAAGAGGACGGCCAUAAGAGACAAGACGGGAACGACCCCAUUCCCCGAUUGCAGCGGUCGUUAGCUGCCCUGUUGCCACACUGUACGCUAGUGUUCACCAACUGUUCUGUUCAAAUAAAUUCUGACUAGGUUGUCACUUUGUUAUGUACUCGGCCAAUUGACCAUGUUCUUGUCUCUUUAGCCUUAACUCCAUUGUAUCGACACAGUCUCUAUGUUUUAUUAACACAACGGUCUCAACAUGCAGACAGGAAGCUGCUACUUGCUAAAGCCACAACUAGCAGAUGUCAGCUAUUGAGAUGAAGGGUAUACUGUUCGCAAUGUUCCACCUGUUUCCUGUUUCUUCCAUUUGUAAACAACCAAAGCUUGAACUCUAGUGAUCACAUAAAACAUGGUAAUAUGACCAACCCUAA
This is a messenger RNA of Gadus macrocephalus (Pacific cod), 1538 nucleotides long. RefSeq names its product F-box/LRR-repeat protein 12-like. The coding region runs from base 34 to 1257 and encodes 407 amino acids. Gene Ontology annotation, molecular function: protein binding. The transcript is spliced from 3 exons. Lineage: Eukaryota; Metazoa; Chordata; Actinopteri; Gadiformes; Gadidae. The record is from RefSeq and is a predicted model, not a curated record.